AUGAAGUUCUCGCUCGCUCUCCUCGCUCUCGUUCCCGCCGUGGCGCUCGCUGCCCCCAUUGAGCCCCGCCAGGGCGGCGUCUCGGUCAACUGCGGCGGUGUCUCGUACACCUCGACGCAGGUCAACCGCGCCAUCAACAACGGUCUCAGCGGCAAGUACAGCAGCUCUGGCUACCCCCACACCUACAACAACUACGAGGGUUUCGACUUCUCCGACUACUGUAACGGUCCCUACAAGGAGUAUCCCCUGAAGACCUCGUCGACUGGCUACACAGGCGGCUCGCCCGGUGCUGACCGUGUCGUCUACGACAGCAACGACGGCACCUUCUGCGGCGCUAUCACCCACACCGGCGCCUCGGGCAACAACUUCGUCCAGUGCUACUACUAA
Molecule: messenger RNA, 387 nt
Organism: Moesziomyces antarcticus
Lineage: Eukaryota; Fungi; Basidiomycota; Ustilaginomycetes; Ustilaginales; Ustilaginaceae
Product: guanyl-specific ribonuclease U1
Exons: 4
Coding region: 1-387 (128 amino acids)
Molecular function (GO): RNA binding; RNA nuclease activity
Source: RefSeq, a predicted model, not a curated record